AUGACUAAUGGGAAUAUGAAGAUAUUUUUAAAAAUAGCUGAUUUUAGUCAGAAAGAAGGGGUGAAAAAAGGGCGAAGAAUUUUACUGACAUUAGGCAAAUUGAUCCUUGUCUUUGUUCUGUUGUAUUUUUUUAUCUGUUCCCUGGAUUUCCUCAGUUCAGCCUUUAGAUUGGUGGCUGGCAAAACAGCAGGAAAUGUGUUUGCUGACAGUGAGUUAUUAAUGAAUCCUAUUAGUGGAUUAAUGAUUGGUGUCCUAGCAACAGUUUUACUUCAGUCUUCUUCAACCUCUACAUCUAUUAUAAUUACCAUGGUGUCUGCUAACAUUAUUGAUGUCCAACCAGCCAUACCAAUAAUCAUGGGUGCCAAUAUUGGAACCACUGUAACCAAUACCAUUGUUUCCAUGGCUCAUUCUGGAGAUAAGGAAGAAUUCCGUAGAGCAUUUUCAGGUGCCACAGUUCAUGAUGUGUUUAACUGGUUAACUGUACUAGUUCUUCUUCCAUUAGAAGUAACUACAGGUUGUCUUUACCAACUGACCAAGAAGAUUGUGGACAACUGGAAUUUUGAAACAUUCAAAGGUGGUAAAAAAGAUUUAUUAAAAACCAUCACCAAACCUUUAACCAAAUUAGUUGUACAGAUUGACAAAAGUGUAAUUACGGAUAUCGCCGAAGGUAAAGCUGAUGUCGAAAACAAAACUAUACUGAAAAUUUGGUGUAAAUAUGAUAAAGUAAUAAUUAACAGUACCAUGACAACAGAAUUAACCAAUCAAAGUUCAGUAUUAAAUUCUACAUUGCCAUCAUUUUAUAAAGAACCUGUUGAAAAAUGUGUAUCAGUGUUUAGUUAUAUUGGUUGGAGUGACACCAUUUCUGGAAUUGUUCUUCUCAUCUGUUCUUUAUUAAUGCUCAGUGGUUGCCUCAUUCUCAUAGUUAAAUUACUACAUUCCAUCCUUCGCGAAGAAAUAGCUACCAUCUGCAAAAAAACAAUCAACGCCAACUUUCCUGGAAAAUUUUCAUUCCUUACUGGUUAUGUUGCUAUCUUAGUGGGUGCUGGCAUGACAAUUUUAGUACAAAGUAGUUCUGUUUUCACAUCAGCUCUUACACCAUUGGUUGGUGUAGGAUGUUUAGAGCUAGAAAGAAUGUUACCUUUGACCCUAGGGUCAAACAUUGGUACCACAGCAACUGGUGUACUAGCGGCGCUAGCAGCACCUGCAAAACGAUUAGACGUUUCUUUACAACUGGCUCUCUGCCAUCUAUUUUUUAACAUUCUAGGUAUAUUAUUAUAUUACCCCAUUCCUUUUAUGCGUAAACUACCACUUCGUGGAGCUCGUUUCCUUGGAGACACUACUGCUGAAUAUCGUUGGUUUGCGAUUUUUUAUUUAUUUAUGAUGUUUUUAGUCAUGCCUGGUGUAUUUUUCGGAGUUUCCAUGGCAGGUAAAAUUCCACUAAUAAUUGUGAUAUGUACAGUAUUAACAUUAGGAGUAACCAUAACGAUAGUUAACAUUCUACAAUCCAAACUGCCUCGUGUCUUGCCAAACUUUCUUAAAACUUGGGAUUUCUUGCCAGAGUGUUUACGAUCCCUUGCUCCGAUAGACAGGAUCAUUAAAAAAGCACUGAGUGUGUGCAAGUGCUGCCCUUGUGCCUCUUGUAAAUCUGAGCAACCAGAAGAGGAAGUUGUUGAAGAAAUGUCAUCCAGUCCGAUUGUGAAAAAUUGUGGGCCUCGGCAACGAACAAUCAGUAAAUCUAGUCAAGAUGGAAGUACACCAUAUCAAAUGUUAAAACAAGUGAUGCCGAAAUUAAAUCCUCGUAAACGGAACAUAAGUUGUUCAAGCACUGGUGAAAAUGGCUCGGAUGAAAAUCUAAUUGCUGCAAUGGAGAACGGACCAGAGAUGGCAAGCACUGAGCUUUCAUUUGUUGAUGAGAGUAGUCCUGAAUUACCACUGAAGAGCCCCAAAUAGGAACAUCGAAUCUCAAUACCCCUCAUAUCAUUCCCACUUUAUUAUGUACUUUUCUUUGUAGAAUCAUAACAGUUUGAUUUUAUAUACAGCUAUGCAUAAAUUAUCAAUGAUUUUCAAGCCCUCUAAGGGAAAAAUUAUAUCAAACAGCAAAUAAGAGUAAUAGCGAAUACACCAUGUAAAAAUAUAAUGAUAUGCCCUGCGUUACUUUUCUGGGGAGUACGGUUGUUUUGUUUUUGUUUUUGAAAAGUUAACCAUCUCCUGAUAGCAUACAAUCACAGUUGGUUAAAACAUAACUCUGGAAGAAGGGAAUUGAACUUCCAAGUAAAAACCCAUAUACUUUAGAAAUAAUAUUAUUUUUAUAUAUGAUUGUAAUUAUUCUGUUAUUGUAUUAAACUGUAUUUUAUACAAAAAUAAAUGUGUACUGAAUUAUUCGCAAUUGUUCCAUGUGUUGAUUUGCCCAGUAUAAGGAGGAAUUUGUGCAUAUCAUCAAAUACUUUUCUUCUUUUUAUUAACAGUUGUUGGAGAUAACAUGUGAUAUCAAUCAAGGAGUUUUGGUGCAGAUUUGAUCAGUUCCAAGGACUAAAAAUGUGUUAUCGAGACCAUUUGCCUGAAAGACUUGAUCAGAAUCUCAAAUAUAAUAAAAUGAAAUGAAUGGAGUUUUAUGUCCUACUUUUCUGCACCUUAUGGGCCAAGGAAGACGAGCCAAAUAUAAAAAGAACAAGAGUCUUUACAUUCCCUUGGAUUCAGUACAUCCUAAGAUAGUAACAUCUAUUCAGACUAGAUUGGGUAUGCUAGGGGGAAACAACUCCAUCAAAACUCAAAGCUUGCAGUGGAGUGCAAUAACCGAUCACCUGUAUGCAUAUUAAAGAUGGAGGAGCCAAAAAAUUUGUCACUAUGGCAAACAUCACAAAGUUUAUGAUAAGGGGUGAUCUUUAUUUUGAAUCUAGUAAUGAUACCAGUCUCAAGCUCAUGGCAUCAUCUGUUUUAUUACGAAUCUGAACACACUGUCAUUUUAAUUUUCAGUCAAAUCCCAUAAUAAACUACAAACCUAUUUACAUGUACACACUAAACAAG
Molecule: messenger RNA, 3024 nt
Organism: Lottia gigantea (owl limpet)
Lineage: Eukaryota; Metazoa; Mollusca; Gastropoda; Lottiidae
Exons: 7
Coding region: 1-1950 (649 amino acids)
Biological process (GO): sodium-dependent phosphate transport
Cellular component (GO): membrane
Molecular function (GO): sodium:phosphate symporter activity
Source: RefSeq, a predicted model, not a curated record